AUGCCUGCUUAUGAUAUAGGCCUCUUCUAUCCUGUUCGGUUUGGGGAUACAUUCCAGACUAGGUACCAAGUUAUCAGCAAAUUGGGCUUUGGAGCGAAUUCAACCCUUUGGCUCUGCCGUGACAUCGAGAAACAUCGCUAUAUUGCCCUGAAAAUCUUCAUUCACGACUGGAAAAAGAAUCGAGAAGUCGAAGUUCUAAGUCGGUUUUCGGAGCUACAAACGAGACACAAUGUGAAUGGUCUUAUUCGUACCAUGCUCGAUUCUUUCGAAAUAGAAGGUCCCAAAGGCAAGCACCAAUGCAUUGUCUUCGAGGUCAAAGGUAUUGGGAUCAAUUUGGUCAAUGGAAGGGACAAGUCAGUGUCCCUGAAUUAUCGUUAG
Molecule: messenger RNA, 378 nt
Organism: Penicillium roqueforti
Lineage: Eukaryota; Fungi; Ascomycota; Eurotiomycetes; Eurotiales; Aspergillaceae
Exons: 3
Coding region: 1-378 (125 amino acids)
Biological process (GO): regulation of mRNA processing; spliceosomal complex assembly
Molecular function (GO): ATP binding
Source: RefSeq, a predicted model, not a curated record